AUGGAAGAGGAUCAACGUCGUCUCUCGCAGCAAUUCGAUGUUCCGGGUACCGCGCAUCUACAACCCGGAUUUGGACCGCCGUUCCAGCCGAACGGUGCAACGUUGGAUCAUCAAGCAGGAUCGCCCACCCAGCAUCCGCCAUCCCUUAUCACGGCGUCAUCAAGCCAGCAUCCGCCAUCGCUUUUCACGGCGUCAUCAAGCCAGCAUCCCCCAUCGCUCCCAAUGCCGUCAUCACAGACGAAUUUGUAUCAAAGCGGUGAGCCCACAAUGUUGCAAUUGAUCCAGCUCAUGCAGCAAGUAAUGACCAAGUUGGAGCAGCAGCAAUCGGUAUCACAACCGCAGUCAGCAUCACAGCCACAGCAGCAGCAGCAAUCGGUAUCACAACCGCAGUCAGCAUCACAGCCGCAGCAGCAGCAUCACCAGUUUCCCUUCAAUCCUGAGCAAAUCCUUGAUUCGUUGGCCAGGAACAUCACGGAAUUCCGUUUCGAUGCUGACGCAGGCGUAACGUUCGAGAAAUGGUAUUCGCGUUACGAGGAUUUGUUCGUCAGAGAUGCAGCCAGGAUUGACGAUGCGGCCAAAGUGCGCUUACUCCUGAGGAAGCUGGGUCCGUUAGAGCACGAAAGGUAUGUGAACUAUAUUCUUCCCCAAAAACCCCGUGAUUUUACGCUCGAGGCAACCAUUGCCAAACUGAAAUCCAUUUUUGGAAAAACAGAAUCCUUGCUAACUAAGCGUUACAAAUGCAUGCAGUUAGUAAAGAGCAAGAGUGAGGAUUUUUUGGUGUACGCAUGUCGCGUUAAUCGGGCGUGCGUGGAUUUCGAGCUAAAUGGAAUGAGCGAGGAACAGCUCAAGUGCUUAGUUUUUGUCUGCGGACUGAAGGAGGAAACGGACAAGGAUUUUAGAGUGAAGCUGCUCACUCGCAUUGAAGAGCGCCCCGAUAUCACUCUAGAGCAAAUAUCGGCGGAAUGCAACCGCAUUGCUAACCUGAAGCGUGAAAAUGCAAUGAUCACUGGUGCGUCGGAAGAGCGUGUGCUUGCAUUACAAAAUGGCGGCCGAAACCAUUUUAAGGGCUCGGAUAAAGGAUCGCGCUCGUAUCGCACGUUUCGCGAUAACCAAUCAGGGAGUAAGAAACCGAGUAACGCUUGCUGGCUAUGCGGUGGUUGGCAUUGGGUGAAAGAUUGUCCGAAAUCGAAUUAUAAGUGCAAAGAGUGCGGUGAAUCAGGUCAUCGGGAGGAGCGUUGUCGCAAGCGGAAGCAUCACACCGGUCGCAGAAGCCACCGACCACCACGGUCUGUUAGAACGGUUAGGGUGUGUAGUGUACGAGCCAGCCGUAAAUUUGUGCAGGUUUCCAUCAAUGGAACGAGUAUCCGAUUGCAGUUGGAUACGGGCUCGGACAUAUCGGUCAUAGGUCAGACCGCAUGGAAAAAACUAGGGAAGCCAUCAUUGGUAAAGCCUACCGUUUGUGCAAAAACAGCCUCUAAUGAAAAAUUAAAGCUGCUAGGCGAGUUUGAAGCAAGGGUGACAAUAUGCAACGCCACCAAGCCGGCGAUCAUCCGUGUGGCUCAGGUCGAUCUGCUCUUGCUGGGAGCAGAUUUGGUGGAUUCUUUUGCCCUUGGCUCCGUCCCAAUGGACAUGUUUUGUGCGAACAUUUCAACGGAUACGCACAUUCCAAAAGUGUUGCAUGCAAGUUUUCCCGAAGUGUUUCGAGGUACAGGGCUUUGUACAAAGGCGCAGAUCAAGCUGCAGCUAAGGGAAAAUUGCAGCCCAGUUUUCCGUCCAAAGCGGCCCGUGGCUUAUGCCAUGCAAGCCAUUGUUGAAAAAGAGCUUGACCGAUUGGUAGAAAUGAACGUGAUCACUCCCAUUGAUUACUCCGAAUGGGCAGCCCCAAUCGUGGUCGUACGUAAGAGCAACGGCAGUAUUCGAAUUUGCGGCGAUUAUUCCACUGGGCUGAAUGCUGCGCUGCAGCCGCACGAGUAUCCUUUGCCGUUGCCGGAUGACAUUUUUGCGAAGCUUGCUCACUGUAAGAUCUUCAGCAAAAUAGAUUUGUCGGACGCAUUUUUGCAAGUCGAGAUCGAGGAGAGCUGCAGGACUCUUCUCGCGAUAAACACGCAUCGGGGUCUAUACCUCUAUAACCGUCUACCUCCAGGAUUAAAGAUAGCACCAGCCGCAUUUCAGCAGAUUAUAGAUGCGAUGCUUGCCGGAUUGCAUGACACAUCUGGUUAUAUGGACGAUGUUGUUGUCGGGGGUAGGACGGAAAGAGAGCACGAUGAGAACGUCAGAAAGGUGCUCCAGCGUGUGCAAGACUUUGGGUUCACGAUCAAGGCCGAAAAAUGCGCUUUCAAUAUGCACCAAAUAGAAUACCUCGGGCACAUCAUUGACCGAACAGGUUUAAGGCCGAACCCAAAGAAAAUCGAGGCAAUCAUAAAACUGCCAGCGCCAACAAAUGUUAAUGAGGUUCGUUCAUUUUUGGGCGCAAUCAAUUAUUAUGGCAAGUUUAUUCCCAGGAUGCGGGAUUUGAGGUACCCCCUGGACGAUCUGUUGAAAAAUGAAAGCCAGUUUGUUUGGACCAAACAGUGCGAGAGAGCAUUCAGCAGGUUUAAGGAAGUGCUGAAAUCGGAUCUGCUUUUAACUCACUAUGACCCUAGAGCCGACAUCAUUGUAGCGGCGGACGCGUCUUCCGUAGGACUCGGAGCAACCAUCAGUCACAAGUUUGCAGACGGAUCAGUAAAGGUGGUGCAACACGCGUCGCGGGCUUUAACAAAAGCAGAGGCAGGGUACAGCCAGAUAGACCGCGAAGGAUUGGCGAUCAUAUUUGCGGUAACGCGUUUCCACAAAAUGCUGUAUGGCAGACAUUUUCGACUCCAAACCGACCACAGGCCAUUGCUCCAGAUUUUUGGCUCGAAAAAAGGCAUUCCCGUAUAUACCGCAAAUCGGCUGCAACGGUUUGCGCUAACGCUGCAGCUGUACGAUUUCGAGAUGGAGUACAUACCAACGGACAAAUUUGGGAAUGCGGAUCUGCUAUCUCGGCUUAUUAGCAGAUGCGAGAAGCCGGAACCUGAAUACAUCAUCGCUAGCAUCGAGCUGGAGGAAGUCGUAAGUUGUGUGGCCAUUGAAUCACUAAAAUCAUUUCCGAUUCAUUUUAGAGAAGUUGCUACAGCUACGAGAAACGAUGCACUACUACGACAAGUGUACCGGUACGUCAAAGAGGGUUGGCCUCGGGGCGUGGCUUACGCAGAGGAUUUAGUCCGCUUUCAUCACCGAAGAGAUGCGCUGACAACCGUGGAUGGCUGCAUUCUUUUCGGGGAGAGGGUAGUGGUACCCGCUGCUCUACAAAAAAGGUGCCUAAACCAGCUACAUCGUGGACACCCAGGCAUCCAGCGGAUGAAGGCGAUUGCGCGCAGUUUCGUUUACUGGCCAUCACUGGACAACGACAUCACCGAUUGCGUCGCUACCUGUGGGCCGUGCCAGGCCGCAGCCAAAUCCCCUCAAGCAGUGGCCCCAUCAUUAUGGCCAAAACCAUCCGGUCCUUGGCAUCGUGUUCACAUCGACUACGCCGGUCCAGUGGAUGGAGUGUAUUUCCUGGUCGUCGUAGAUGCCUUCUCUAAGUGGCCUGAGAUCGUGAAAACGGCGAGUAUUACCUCAUCCGCUACAAUUACCAUCUUGCGAGGCAUAUUUGCUAGGUUUGGACCACCGAUAACAUUGGUCAGCGACAAUGGCCCCCAAUUCACCAGCGAAGUCUUCAGCGAGUUCUGCGAGCGGAACGGCAUCGAGCAUAUUCGAACUCCGCCUUUUCAUCCUCAAUCGAACGGCCAAGCCGAGCGGUUCGUGGACACGUUCAAGCGGGCGUUGAGGAAAAUACAGGUGGGAAGUACGUCGCUGGAAGAAGCAUUGGAUCUAUUUCUUCAAACCUAUCGCUCCACACCAAAUCCUGUUUUGGCGCAACGCACCCCAGCCGAGGUGAUGAUCGGAAGAGCAACCAGAACAGUUCAUCAUCUGUUGCGGCCGCCAGCGUCAUCAGAGACCAUCACUAGGAGCGAUAUUCGAGAAUGGCAGCCGGGUGAUUUGGUGUAUGCUAAGUUAUACAAGGCGAACUCUUGGAGCUGGGCAUCUGGAAGGAUAGUUCGCAGAAUGGGUAAUGUCAUUUACGAGGUGGUUACCCAGGACCAGCAAAAGCAUCGGCGUCACGUGAAUCAGCUCCGACGUCGUGUUGCUGGCCCGGCUGAACGGAACGAGCGAACGGAGCAUCAACUACCCCUAUUUAUCCUGUUGGAUGAAUGGGAUUUGCCGCAUCCUUCAUCUCAUCAGCCAGCGUUACCCGUGCCGUCGCCCGCAUCGCAUCCCACAUCAUCAUCAGCACCGCCUGCGCAGGUAGAGGCGCAGCGAGCAUUAGCAUCAUCGCCAACAGCACCGGCACAUUUGGAAGAGCAGCAAGGACCCCCGGCUAAUAGCAGGAGCAACACACAGCAGACGCGGCUACCACGACGUUCUUCUAGGAUUAGAAGAUUGCCACGUAGGUUCAGCCCGUACAGGCUGACUUAA
Anopheles moucheti is the source of this 4536-nucleotide messenger RNA. RefSeq lists its product as uncharacterized. Gene Ontology annotation, molecular function: zinc ion binding; nucleic acid binding. Bases 1 to 4536 code for a protein of 1511 amino acids. Lineage: Eukaryota; Metazoa; Arthropoda; Insecta; Diptera; Culicidae. The transcript has a single exon. Gene Ontology annotation, biological process: DNA integration. The record is from RefSeq and is a predicted model, not a curated record.